Messenger RNA from Xenopus laevis (African clawed frog), 3196 nucleotides. RefSeq names its product gamma-glutamyltransferase 1 S homeolog (gene ggt1.S). The record is from RefSeq and is marked provisional. Gene Ontology annotation, cellular component: plasma membrane; membrane. Gene Ontology annotation, biological process: glutathione catabolic process; glutathione metabolic process; regulation of immune system process. NCBI's taxonomy places the organism in Eukaryota, Metazoa, Chordata, Amphibia, Anura, Pipidae. Gene Ontology annotation, molecular function: glutathione gamma-glutamate hydrolase.
GGAAGCUGUCCCUUACAGUGCUGAGCGAAGGCUCCCAGAUGCUGGGAGAUGACAUUUUUUAACAAGACAAAUAUGUAAAAGAAGCAGAAUACAUAACUUAGGGCUGUAAGGAGUGACUGCAAGUGUUGGAAUCCCGAACUGUGAUGCUGAUACAAGAGCUGAGUCCUGCAACAACUGACCAGGGAGUGACUGUCGCAGACAUGGAUUCUUUAUUUGCAUACGAGAAUCUGGAUGAUGGAGAGUGGGGGCUUCAUAUAAGGAAUUUGGCACCUACCACACUACUACAUGCCAGAGUCAUGCGGAAACGCUUCAUCUUAAUAGGCGUCCUUAGCAUACUAGUGGUGGCACUUGCAUUAUUCUUUGGUCUCUAUUUUGGAUUGAGUUGUGGUACCCCUUCUGAGGAAUAUGUCUAUGCAAGAGCAGCUGUAGCCACUGAUGCUGGAAUAUGUUCAGAGAUUGGAAGGGACAUCCUGAAGGAAUCUGGCUCGGCUGUAGAUGCUGCUAUUGCCUCUCUUAUCUGUGUUGGACUACUAAAUGUUCACAGCAUGGGAAUUGGAGGCGGUGUCAUCUUGACUAUAUAUGAUUCCAAAACUGGAAAAGUUGAGGUUAUAAAUGCUCGGGAAAAGGCUCCACUGGCUGCAACAGAGGAAAUGUUUGGAAACAACAGUCAGUUAUCACAAACUGGUGGCCUGUCAAUAGCAGUGCCUGGGGAGAUACGAGGAUACCAGUUGGCACACAAGCGUCAUGGCAAACUCCCGUGGAAACGGUUAUUUGAGCCAAGCAUUAAAUUGGCACGGGAGGGGUUUCCUGUGGGCUUGGGACUUGAACAAGGGCUGAAUAAAAGCAGGGAGGACAUUGAGCAUAAUCCAUUACUCUGUGAGGUGUUCUGCGGUCCAGAUGGUCAUGUGCUGCAGAUGGGAGAUAUAGUAAAAAUGCCAAAAUUGGCAAACACUCUACAGACCUUGGCAGAUGAAGGUCCUGAUGUUUUCUACACAGGUCCCCUGUCUAAGCAGAUAGUGAGGGACAUCCAGGAUGCAGGAGGUAUUAUCACUGAAGAAGAUCUACAUAAUUAUACUGUGGACUUCCAAGACGAACCACUUCAAUUUUCACUGGGAGACUAUACCCUGGUCAGUCCCACUGCACCCCUAAGUGGGCCUGUCCUUGGCCUUAUCUUGAACAUCUUAAAAGGUUAUAAUUUUUCCAGCCAGAGCGUAGAUACUGUUGAGAAACUUGGGUUGACCUAUCACCGUAUUUUAGAAGCCUUCCGUUUUGCUUAUGCAAAAAGAACAUUAUUAGGAGAUCCCAUGUAUGAGAACAUAACCGAGGUGAUAAAGAACUUGACCUCAGUUUAUUAUGCUGAAGAGCUGAGACAGAAAAUCACAGAUGAUACUACUCACCAGCCUGACUAUUAUGAACCAACUUACUUCAUACAAGAUCCACAUGGCACGGCCCACCUAUCCGUUGUAGCUGAAGAUGGUAGUGCUGUAUCUGCAACAAGUACCAUUAAUCACUACUUUGGUUCUAAGGUUAUUUCCAAUGUGACAGGAAUCAUUUAUAACGAUCAAAUGGAUGACUUUAGCUCCCCUCUGAUAAAAAGCUUCUUUGACAUCCCCCCUUCACCUGCAAAUUUCAUAAAACCAGGGAAGCGACCUCUUUCUUCCAUGUGCCCCUCAAUCAUACUGGACAAAAACAAAAUGGUACACCUAGUGGUUGGAGCUUCUGGAGGCCCAAAAAUAACAACAUCAACAGCAUUGGCCAUUAUGAACACAAUCUGGUUCGGUUAUGAUGUUAAGAAGGCAGUGGAGGCACCUCGAUUGCACAACCAACUUUUCCCUGGUAACUCAACACUGGAGAAAACAAUUAAUCAGGCCACAGUAGAGGAACUUGUGAAGCGGAACCAUAAUGUAAGUUUUGAGAGCUAUUACUUUGGAUCUGUAGUUCAGGCAGUUUUGCACAGUGAUGGCAAAUGGGCUGCAGCCUCAGACUCACGAAAAGGGGGUUACCCAGCUGGCUAUUAAACUGAAACCAUGUUGUGGACUACUGAUUUGAUCUAGCUGUUAUCCAUAACUAUGAUGAACUAUUUCAAGAACGCUUUACUCAGGGACGACAUUCAGUGGAGUACUUAUGGAUCUUGCCAAUCUAAGAUGGAUCUACUUAUGGAUCUUGCUGCUCUCCUCCUGCAUCAGUCAACAUAUUUCUCCAGCUUAGCCAAAAAUAAAUACCUAGGGGGGAAAUUUACUAAAGGGCGAAUUUUCACUGUGGAAGGCUCCGCCACACUUUGCACAACUUCGUCAGAUGUUAUUUCACUUAUUCAUCAAAAAGCGAAGUUGCGUCUCAGCAGACAGGCUGGGCAGAGUGUCGCCAGCGAAAAUUACUUCCUCUAGUGUUAAUUUCUGCCUAGCAAACUAUGUUAACACACUUAUGCUUAGGUCAAUUUGAAUAGGGUGGGUACCUACAGGUCAUUUAUAUGUCUUCUUUAUUAGUGAUGUUGGUACCAAUGCUUGAAGUAAAUAAAGACAAAAGAGAUCCUCUAUUGUCCUAGACAUGAGCCCACCCUAAAACAAAUGUGACAUGCCCCUCAAAUGGUUAAAAAAAAUAAAAAUAUUUAACAGUUACAACUUUUAAACAUAAUCCCACUUUAAAAUAGGAAAAAACGCCAGCGUUUUGUCUUUUUUUUUAAUGAUUUUUCAGCAUACAGGAUAUGAUGUCACUGACAUAAGAUUGAGGAGAAUGUAGCUUCAGCUUAUCAGUUCGCCAGGUAUAACCUGGCGAAGCAGACUCUGGUGAAGGGGGUAACGUAGUGGAAAAUUUGCACUUUAAUGAAUUUGUGAAGUAACAAUCGUAAAGAAAAUUUGCCUGGCGAAAGGGCACAAAACGUCAUUGGCGCCUGUUAGUAAAUUGGCGAUAUACCUGGGAAGUGGGUUUUUUUUGGCGAACUUUCGCUAACAGCCGCUUCACCCUAAAGUGCACAGUGUGGAGACUCCUAUAUGUGAACUGAUCAUUAUAGAGUGCCAUUGCCUUGCGCAGGUCACAUUUUUGGUUGAGGGCACUCCAUCCCUUAUAGGGAGUGGUGGUUUUUAUGUUUUGUCCAUUAAUCAAAGCCAUUUUCCUGCUAUGGUCAGCAUGGAAGAUGCUGCAAUGUCUCUGUCCUAGAAAUUAAUAAAUUACAUCUGGAAUAAAUGUUUCUUUUAUCUUA